Molecule: messenger RNA, 2927 nt
Organism: Acinonyx jubatus (cheetah)
Lineage: Eukaryota; Metazoa; Chordata; Mammalia; Carnivora; Felidae
Gene: MTNR1A
Product: melatonin receptor 1A
Exons: 2
Coding region: 1141-2235 (364 amino acids)
Biological process (GO): G protein-coupled receptor signaling pathway
Cellular component (GO): membrane
Molecular function (GO): melatonin receptor activity
Source: RefSeq, a predicted model, not a curated record
ACUUCCCGAACAAGUACGUUCAUGAAUGCCGUGGAAUUGAUUGGAACCUAGGACUUUGCAGAUUGCCUGGACACCUUCAAUGGCCAAGUGAAGUUAUUUGCUUCUAAGUCUUAUUUAUUUUUGCGAGAGACAGAGAGAGCCAGCGAGCACGCACAAACGGGGGAGGGCAGAGAGACAGGCGACAGAGAAUCCCUAGCAGGCUUGGAACUGUCAGCACAGAGCCAGAUGUGGGGCUUGAAUUCACCAGGAGAUCGUGACCCGAGCCGAUGUCGAGUCCACGCUUAACCAACUGAGCCACCCAGGCGCCCCGAAUGAAGCUCUUUUUAAAAGCUCGAGGGUGAGUAUGUGCCAAACCUAAUCUUGGACGUCUACAGGGAGAGAGCACAUGGCUAGGAUCGGUACCACUCCUGGAAGAAGUCAGCUGGAGAAAAAGCGGCUGCCGGAGCAAGACUGCGGCUACUCUGAAACCAUUCAGCCCGCUGACGUUUGAAAUCGAAACGAAAAGUGCACAGUUGCUUUGAAUCAGCCCUCCCGGUGGAAUCUUCCCGCCAUUUCAAGGGGCCGUUUCCAGUGUCCGGAUUCUCCACCGGGGGCAGCAACCAGAGGCACACAGAGGUUGAGGCUGAGAACUUGGAAUUUUUAAAUUGCAAAAGUUAUUUUUAUUUUUAAUUGAAGGAGACAGAGUUGACCUACUGAACCCUUACAGUGUUCAAGAAAGAUCAAGAUAAAAGUAGCUUUGUGGGGGGGAAGAUUAUGAAAAUCCUGGCUUGCCUUUGCAGUACUGGAGGGCGGAGGAGCUGGGGAAAAUGAUUUCUGUUCCAUGAAUGGUGCAACACUUGAGAAAGUUCCUUGACUUUUCCCACCUGUGGCUUCGCGGGGCGCGCUGCCAGGCUGGAGCUCGGGCGGCCCGGCGCAGGCAGCCCGCACGGGGGCGCUGUGGCCACGGGCUGAGCCCCGGGGGACCGAGGAGCCUCCGGGCGGCUGCCCUGUGUCCCCGGGCUGCAGGUGGCGGGGAAGCGGCGGAGCGGGCAGGGCGGCCGCGGGGGAGCGCUCGGGAUGGGGCGUAGACGCGGGCAGGGCCCGGAGGAGCCCUGAGCCGCGGGCCGGGUGGCGCCGCGCCGCGCUCCGAGGGCAGGCGCGAUGGCAGGGUCGUGGGGCGCCCCGGGCGGGACCCUGAAGGGCAACGGCAGCGCGCUGCUCAACGCCUCGCAGCGGGCGCCCGGCAGCGGGGAGGGGGCGCGGCCGCGACCCUCCUGGCUGGCCUGCACGCUCGCCUUCACCCUCAUCUUCACCAUCGUGGUGGACGUCCUGGGCAACCUCCUGGUCAUCCUGUCCGUGUAUCGGAACAAGAAGCUGAGAAACGCAGGAAAUCUAUUCGUGGUGAGCCUGGCAGUUGCGGACCUGGUGGUAGCCGUGUAUCCAUACCCCUUGGUGCUGAUAUCUAUAUUUAACAACGGGUGGAAUCUGGGCCAUCUGCACUGCCAAAUUAGCGGGUUCCUGAUGGGCUUGAGUGUCAUUGGCUCAAUAUUCAAUAUCACUGGAAUUGCCAUCAAUCGCUAUUGCUACAUCUGCCACAGCCUCAAGUACGACAAGCUGUACAGUAACAGGAAUUCCCUCUGCUGCGUGUUCCUGAUAUGGAUGCUGACCCUCGUGGCGAUCGUGCCCAACCUGCGUACCGGCACCCUGCAGUACGACCCGAGGAUCUACUCCUGCACGUUUACGCAGUCUGUCAGCUCAGCAUACACAAUCGCGGUAGUGGUCUUUCAUUUCCUCGUUCCUAUGACCGUAGUCAUCUUCUGCUACCUGAGAAUAUGGAUCCUGGUUCUUCGGGUCAGGCGGAGGGUGAAACCUGACAGUAAACCCAAAAUGAAACCACAGGACUUCAGGAACUUUGUCACCAUGUUUGUGGUUUUUGUACUUUUUGCCAUUUGCUGGGCUCCUCUCAACUUUAUUGGUCUUGCCGUGGCUUCAGACCCCGCCAGCAUGGUACCCAGGAUCCCAGAGUGGCUAUUUGUGGCGAGUUACUAUAUGGCAUAUUUCAACAGCUGCCUCAAUGCCAUUAUAUAUGGGCUCCUGAACCAAAAUUUCAGGAAGGAAUACAGAAGAAUUAUAGUCUCACUGUGUACAGCCAGAAUGUUCUCUGUGUGUCGUUCUCAUGAUGCUGCAGAUAGGGUUAAAUGCAAACCCUCUCCGUUAGUGACCAACAAGAACCUAGUAAAAGUGGACUGUGUUUAAAACACAAAGCAUUGCUGACAAGGUGUACACACUUCUCAAGGUCUUACUCAUUUUCGUGGUUGCCUCCCUCUUGACAGAUGCCUAGAAGCACAGGGUAGUCAAGAAAACUUGCACUGUUAGGAGGUUGGCUCUAGUUUAUGAGCUCUGUGGGUUCAGCCUUUUGAAUCGGUCUCUAAUUCUGCUUAUGAAGAGAAAUACAGAACCUAAGAGUUAUAUGUUAAUUGGAGAACAUGGUUCAGGGACAGAGGCGUGGGCGGGCAAUGAUUUUAAAUAAAAAUGCUAAAUGUAUUCACGUGGAGAAACAGUGUGCAAACUUUUAUGGCAAAUGAGCGUCAUAAAGCAUUUGCUUUUUUCCUCCACUUUUUGAAGAUUUCUUGUAGGAAAACAAAUGAUGUGUCGUAGUCAUAAGCAAAGGGAACAACAAGAGAGAAGUGGGAUGACUGAUUCAUUACACAGCGACAGGCUGAAAAUAAAUCAGGGAAUAACAACACAUCAGCAACAAACCACAGCAAAGUUUUCACUUGGCAUUGGUAGCAAUGGGUGACUAUAGUCAUGAUUCUAAAUGCGGUCUCUUUCUCUCGAGUGUUGCAUGUUCAACUAGAUAAAGAAUGAACUAUAUGACGGAGCUCUUUUCCAGAUCUCAAUAACCACAGUAUUUGAAAGCAAUAGCGAAAUACAAAAUUCUAUUGGAU